GCCGUCAGCCCGUACUGAGCGCUCAUAGUGUUGGCCACGUCGUGCUGCUCUCGCCAUCUUUCAAUCGGGAAAAGCCGUCUUUAUUGCGCUGUUUGGGGAAAAACCAGCACUUUGAAGUAUCGAACAGCCUGUCCUCCGGAUACAUUUCAUUCGCCCAUUCAUCAGUUCUAACGAAACAUGAACAUUUUCAGACUGACGGGGGAUCUCUCCCAUUUAGCAGCCAUCAUUAUCCUGCUGCUGAAAAUAUGGAAAACUAGGUCGUGUGCAGGUAUAUCUGGAAAAAGUCAGAUUCUGUUUGCCUUUGUGUUCACCAGUCGUUACCUGGACCUUCUCACCUCCUUCAUUUCCUUGUACAAUUCCACCAUGAAGAUCAUCUACAUUGCAUGUGCCUAUGCCACAGUGUACCUGAUCUACGUUAAGUUCAAGGCCACAUAUGAUGGCAACCACGACACUUUCAGGAUGGAAUUCCUGGUUGUCCCAGUUGGCGGCCUGGCAUUUCUUGUCAACCAUGACUUCUCUCCGUUGGAGAUCCUGUGGACCUUUUCAAUCUAUUUGGAGUCAGUGUCCAUCCUCCCUCAGCUUUUCAUGAUCAGCAAGACGGGAGAAGCCGAGACCAUCACCACACACUACUUGUUCUUCCUCGGCCUCUACCGUGCCCUCUAUCUCAUUAACUGGAUAUGGCGCUUCUACAUCGAGGGUUUCUUUGACAUGAUCGCUAUUGUGGCAGGCAUCGUUCAGACAAUCCUUUACUGUGAUUUCUUUUACCUAUAUGUAACAAAAGUGCUGAAAGGUAAGAAGCUGAGUCUGCCAGCUUAAGUGCCAUAGAGAGGAUCCUGGAAGUCCAUGGAUGGGCUCAGGACACCACGGCCACAGAGGACGAGUAAGAUGCCUGAGACAGAGUGCGAAAGAGAUCCAUUUCUGUUCGUCUUGAGCCCUCGUUCACAUCAAGUGCUCUGGGACAGCUCUGGAUUACAGCAGUGGCAGUACCACAGCUUCAUCAGUCUUCGGAUUCCUGUUUUACGCAUCUUGUCUUACCCUUUUUUUAUUCUGUAAAAAGCAAAAAGUUAGAAAAAACGUUUUCUACUUUAAAUGUGUAAUAUGAUUUGUCUGGCAGAAUCAUAAUUGAGCUGAAAAAAUGCCUUGAAUGGGACUGAUUAUUAUGAUGAAUAUUAGUUAUGUUUGUAAGAGUAUUUUCAAUCUGAUUAAAUGUACAUGUGUUUUCAAACAGAUUAAGGGAGUGUUUGUUGGACAUUGCUCCUUGUGAUAAAAUGUAGGGGGGGGGGGUCAGUUUCUUUUUGCAAUCUUCUUUUUCAAUUUCUUAAUGCAAUCCUCCUUUGUUAAAGGGUCAAUCAUAAAACAUUGGUUCCCCAAGCAGUGGCCCACUUGUUCAUUUAGGUUAAAUGCCACAGUCUCAAUGUUAAUUAGAUGGGACAUUUUGUAUUUGUAGUUAUAAAGCAGCUCAAAACUUAAAUCUUUACUACUGUCUAUUGGAGUACAGUAUACUGCCUUCAUCACUGUAAAUAUCUUUUGAUUACAGAAAAAUAAGUCUUACAAAGGUUCUCAAUGUAAGGUUAUAUGCAGUUUAUUAUUCUUAUUCUCUUUUUUGACAUCACCCAAAUUUUUAAUUUCAUUGAGUAUUUCUUUCAUCCUUUUAACAUUUUCUGUUUUAUUUGUAUUCUGUUAGAUGAUAGGAUGGUAUUUGCUGAAACUUGACCUGUGCAGCCCAUAAUAAUAUCCUCAUGAUGUAUGUUCAUGAGCUUUUUAUGUUAUUUCCAGUCUAGAGGAGGUUUGGAGGAAUGGGCAUUGUUAAAGUUUUUGACUUGGCAGACACCAUCAUUUUUAUUGCAUUGAUUCCAAAAAUUAAGACGAAGUAAUAUCUUAUAGCCAGUUUUUGAUUAGCUUUUUUUUAACUGAGCUUUUGCAUGAUGGCACAGCCUCAAAUAAAUAUUUUAUGGGAAACACCACGUGUUUUGAAAAUGUCACUU
Molecule: messenger RNA, 1985 nt
Organism: Xyrauchen texanus (razorback sucker)
Lineage: Eukaryota; Metazoa; Chordata; Actinopteri; Cypriniformes; Catostomidae
Product: ER lumen protein-retaining receptor 2-like
Exons: 5
Coding region: 178-816 (212 amino acids)
Biological process (GO): endoplasmic reticulum to Golgi vesicle-mediated transport; protein retention in ER lumen
Cellular component (GO): membrane; cis-Golgi network; endoplasmic reticulum
Molecular function (GO): ER lumen protein retrieval receptor activity
Source: RefSeq, a predicted model, not a curated record